Molecule: messenger RNA, 306 nt
Organism: Fibroporia radiculosa
Lineage: Eukaryota; Fungi; Basidiomycota; Agaricomycetes; Polyporales; Fibroporiaceae
Exons: 3
Coding region: 1-306 (101 amino acids)
Source: RefSeq, a predicted model, not a curated record
AUGGUCAUGGAUGACGACUACACAGGCGAUGCGAUGCUGGAGAUCGCUCCUGCAGCGAGGAAUGUAUCUGUGACGCCCGAUCGCGGAUAUGAGAUUGCGCUUGGGAGCAGGGAGAAGGGUCACUGGGGGAGAGGGAAACUCGAUGUCGAAUUUGCUCCUUUACCCGGCCAACAAACUCGCGAGGAGUCGCCGUGGAUGGAAGGACCGUUCUGGGCGCUUGAAAACUCGUCGAAAUCAAUGGAUGAGAAAAUAUGGGAGAAGCUGUGGGAAGAGCAGACACCGAAGCAGAAUUUGUCUUCCGGUUGA